GAGACUGGAUUUCCUGUGGUUUUAAGUCCGCUAACAAAGUGUACUGUGGGACCUUAAGCAUGGCGGACGAAGAAGAAGGUUAUCGAUGGUUAAAUGAAUAUGAAAAAACUUGGGAAGAAAUCCGAGAAGAUAAUGAAGGAUCUUUGCAAAGUUUGGUGGACGAGCUCAUCCAUCGUAACAAAAGAAAGAGGGCUUUUUCAAGACCAGGAAAUGUCAGGCUUGGCAUGAUGCGACAUAUGUAUUUAAUUAUUGAUAUGUCUAAAGCAAUGGAAGAGGCUGACUUGAAACCAACAAGACUAAAUUGUACUGUCAAGCUACUAGAGAAUUUUAUAACAGAAUACUUUGAUCAAAAUCCAAUAUCACAGAUUGGAAUAAUAUUAACUAGAAAUAAAAGAGCUGAAAAGCUGACAGAAUUGAGUGGUAACCCAAAAUUACACAUCAAAGCUUUGCAAAAAGCUUGUUUACCCAAGAUGUGUCAAGGAGAACCAUCACUACAAAAUUCAUUGUUAGUUGCUGCAAACUCACUAAGAAAUUCAAGAUUUUUAUGUCAAUCCUUGUUGCAGUCUGUUGUGGAACAAAAUAUUAGAUGCUCAAUCAUUGGUCUAGCUGCUGAAAUGAGGGUUUGUAAGACAAUUUGUAAUAAAACACAAGGAAAGUACAAAGUCAUUCUUGAUGAAAAACACUAUAAAGAUCUGCUAAUGGAACAGGUUACUCCACCAGCAGCCAAGGCUGAUACAGAAGCAGCUUUGAUCAGAAUGGGUUUCCCUCAACAUAUGGUCAAGGGACCUCCAUCACUGUGUAUGUGUCAUUUAGACAAUGACUACAGUACAAAAGGGUUGAACACAAGAGGUUUUUUCUGUCCUCAGUGUAAAAGCAAGUACUGUGAUCUUCCUGUUGAGUGUAAAGUCUGUGGUUUAACCUUAGUGUCAGCACCUCAUCUUGCUCGCUCAUAUCAACACUUGUUUCCAUUUCCACAAUACAUAGAAGAACAUUUAACAAUCAGCACAGAAGUACGGAAAUGUCAAGCAUGUCAGAUUAUUUUAAGAGAAAAAUCUGCCUCCACGUGUACAAAAUGUCAGCAGACGUUCUGUUUGGACUGUGAUGCGUAUAUCCACGAGUCCUUGCAUGCCUGCCCGGGAUGUGUAGCUAAAGAAAUAUCACAAUGCAUCGACUUGUAGUAACAACACUUCAAAUGUAUAAAGAAWAUCUUGAGCAAUUAUUAAAAUGUUAAAUUAUUU
Actinia tenebrosa (Australian red waratah sea anemone) is the source of this 1238-nucleotide messenger RNA. Its product is annotated as general transcription factor IIH subunit 2. Gene Ontology annotation, biological process: regulation of transcription by RNA polymerase II; DNA-templated transcription; nucleotide-excision repair. NCBI's taxonomy places the organism in Eukaryota, Metazoa, Cnidaria, Anthozoa, Actiniaria, Actiniidae. The record is from RefSeq and is a predicted model, not a curated record. Gene Ontology annotation, molecular function: zinc ion binding. Gene Ontology annotation, cellular component: transcription factor TFIIH core complex; transcription factor TFIIH holo complex.